AUGAAUAUGGUGGAUGGCAUGUAUGGAUUGAUACACUUUCAAUAUUAUAUGAACGAAUAACUAAAGAAGAUUAUUAUCGAAAAGUUAAUAAAAUUGUUGAAAGUAUGAAAGAUGAUGAUGAAAAUGAACCUAAAACACCAGUUACUCCAAGAAAACUUAGUGAUUCACAUAUUCCAAUCGAUGAACAAAGUGUUUCAACACCUACAAAAUCAACAUCUAGUCGUCAAGUAUUUAAGACAAAUCAAUUACCACCAUUUACAAUAUCUGAAUUUAAAUAUUCUCCAAUGCAUAUUCGUCUAUUACAUAGUGUUUUUGAUUCAAUCGAAGUUGAUAUUCGUUUAUGGAGAUCUUCUAGUGAUUCAACUAAAUCAAUAACUGAAGCAAUAAAUAAUCCAGAUAAUCAAAUAUUUUGUGCUAAUCAUGAAAUUGAAUUAUUAGAAAAUACGGAAGGUUUAUCACCUAAAGAUGCAUCAAAAAUUAAAAAACGUGUUAUGAGUUUAUCAGAUUUAUUUAUACUUGCAAAUACGGGAAAUUUUUCUGAACUUGAACAAGAAAAAAGUAUGCCAAAUGGUGAAAUAUUACGACAAUGUCUUCGUUUAUCAAUGACAACUGCUGUACGUCAUUGUAUGGAAUGUCGUUUUCAAAAAUUUGAUUCAUCAAAAUUAUCAAAUUCAACAUUAACACAAAAAGAAACAUCAAAUAAAGAUCCACUUGAAAUUUUACAAGAACUUGAUGUUCAACGUUUACGUGCUAUUAUCUAUCGUGAUGUGGUAAGACCAGAUCGAAGGAAACCGAACAAAAAACGUUGUCGUUGUCGUGAUAAAUCAAAUAUCCUUUUUCUUUAUAUUAUUAUUGUUUUGCUUUAUAUCAAUGAUACAAAACAAUCACAAUUUUUAGCAUUAGCUAUUGUUUAUUUUGUAUCAGUACUUAUGGUAUCAAGAUAUCGAGAUAUAAUUGAAACAAAUCUUUCUAGAGAAGCAUCAAUUAUAAGUACAACACCUAGUAUUCGACAUGGUUCAACUAGUGAGAUUAAUGUAGAUCCAGCUAGUAUAAAUGAUUCGACAUCGAUUACAAAUAAUCAAAAGAAUAAUGGUGAAUCAGCAGUUAUUGAUGAUAAUAAUGAAAUUAAUAAAAUAAAUUCAAUCGAUAUGAAUAAUACAAGUGCUACUGAUAUUUCAUACGCAAGUAUUACUAGUAUUCCUACUAGUGAAUCAUCAACAAUAAAUAAAAAACGUGCAUUAUCAAAUAUUGCACCAUUUUUAUAUGAUAUAUUUAUAGAAUUUUCACAUAUUCUUACAAAAACAUUAGUUGGUUUACAUGGACAAGAAUUAUUACCAAGUGGUUUACAUGCACUUAAACAAACAGCAUCUAUUGUUGAAUUUGUUAUGUUAUUAUGUUCACAAGAAUGGCAAAAUUCUCUUCAAAUAAUAAAUAUUCAAAUAUAA
This is a messenger RNA of Rotaria sp. Silwood1, 1445 nucleotides long. NCBI's taxonomy places the organism in Eukaryota, Metazoa, Rotifera, Eurotatoria, Philodinida, Philodinidae. The record is from the annotation of a GenBank genome assembly.